GAGUAUAUAAAUUGAAGGACUAAAUCUCAAUUAUCAAUAUAUCAAAUUUCCCUAUGGCAAUCCAUAUCAUCUUCCUCCUUUUCUCUCUCUGCAUUUUAUCAACCUCAGCUAAUGUUUUUGUGAGCAUCGACUGCGGAUCGUCGAAAACAACAUACACCGACGAAAAUCUGAUCGCGUGGACAGGAGACGAAGCCUACAUGCAAAACGGGGAAUCGAAAGUUGUCGGAACAAGCAACUCCGUAUCCCCUGUAAUGGACACACUAAGAGUUUUCACUACUCGUAAAAAGAAUUGCUACUCGAUCGAAGCUAGCAAGGGCGAAAGGGUAAUUGUGCGUGCUAGUUUUUUCUACGGGAACUACGACGGGUUGUCUUCGCCGCCGUCUUUCGAUCUCCACUUCGACGGGAACUAUUGGGUGACCGUCGACACUUCGGGUGCGGAGUAUGCUUAUUACGAGGCGACUUAUGUUACGAGAUUGGAUUAUGUGAGUGUUUGCGUUGCUCAAACGAAACCCGGUCAAUUCCCGUUUAUUUCGGCUAUUGAAGUUCGUAGCGUGGAAUUGACAAUGUAUAGCAAUAUUGGUGAUCAAGAUUAUCCCCUUCAUUUGAUCAAAAGGGUUGCUUAUGGUGCCAAUGAAACUAUAAGGUACAUAGACGACCCUUACGACAGAUUAUGGACACCAGCAGUAGGCAAAAACGGGCUAAUCAACGUACCAAGCGACACUUUCCUCGCCACAACAACAGCACUCGACCAACCUCCCACUCCAGUUCUCCAGAAUGCAGUUACUGCAGUUACACCCACGACAACAAUCCAGUUGCUCGUGGGUUCGUUCCCUCCAGUUGGAGUUCCCGUCUACUUGAACAUGUACUUUUCCGAAGUCGCUGAGCUGGACGCAACCACCCAAAAGAGAUCCUUUCAAGUUCUUAUGGAUAACAAACCGCUAUUGGACCAGCCCUUGGUCCCGCCUUACGGGGACUGCACGGAACUGUACGCUAGCAACCUCACCGUUUCUUCGAAUACGAGUUUUACAUUAGUGCCUACCGAUGACUCGACUCUCCCCCCUCUCAUCAACGCUAUGGAAGUUUUCCUUAUCGGAGAUUUGCUUACGGAUGGAACUAACGGCAAAGAUGUGGAAGGAUUAUCUUCGUUGCAAAAUGCUUUUGCUACACUACAAGAUUGGGGUGGGGAUCCUUGUCUGCCGGCGCCUUACUCGUGGGACUGGAUCAACUGUAGCAGCGAUCCUGUGCCGCGAGUAACAGCAUUGUAUCUUAGUAGCUUUGAUCUAACAGGGGUGGUUCCAGAUUUUAGUACAAUGGAUGCACUUGAAACAAUAGAUUUUCAUAACAACAGCUUAGAAGGGCCAAUCCCUGAAUUCCUUGCCACAUUACCUAAUCUUAAACAACUGAAUCUGGCAAGCAACCAAUUCAGCGGCCCUGUACCGGAUUCUUUGUCGAAGAAAAACGGCCUAAAUUUAGUGGUGACAGGUAAUCCUGGUUUGUGCAAAUCAGGAAACUCAUGCAAGAGUUCUUCUACACCAACCAAUAAUAAUAAUCCAGGAAUUGGGGGAUCUAAUAAUAAUAAAAAGAAGAAAAAUAAAUUGGGUUUAAUAAUUGGAAUCACAGUUCCAAUUUUUAUAAUAAUAUGGGCUGUAUUUGGAUUCAUUCUUAUAUUGAAACACAAGAGAAGAAAAACUGCUGCAAUUAGCUCAGGAGGAGCAAACAUGCCACAAACAUCAACAACAAACCCUCAAAUAAUAGGUGGAGUGGGUGAUUCAAUUAUGAACGAAAUCAAGCUAAACAUGUACGAUAAAGACGACGAUCAAACAAAUCAGCACGCAAAUAUUGGAACUACUUCGAGUUAAUUACUUAAGUUGCAUUUUUGUUAAUUUAAAAACGCAGACGUUCAAGUUUUUAUUUUAUUUUGAGUUUGUAGAGUAUUGUUUAGAGAUUGUAAGCUUGCCCUUGUGAUUUUCUAUAAGAUUCAUUCUUUAUUAAUUACCUCAUUUUGGACUA
Erythranthe guttata (spotted monkey flower) is the source of this 2010-nucleotide messenger RNA. RefSeq names its product putative LRR receptor-like serine/threonine-protein kinase PAM74. The record is from RefSeq and is a predicted model, not a curated record. Gene Ontology annotation, molecular function: protein binding. Lineage: Eukaryota; Viridiplantae; Streptophyta; Magnoliopsida; Lamiales; Phrymaceae.